AUGGCGGACAAUCAGGAAUUCCCAGCUAGCAACCUCACCUGGCGGAUUCUCAGGCAUGCACAGCAACAUAACUACGCUGUAGGAGCCUACAAUUGCUACAACACAGAUGGCGUCAUGGCUGUAAUUCGCGCGGCCGAGCGCAAGCGCUCUGCCGCCAUCAUCCAACUUUUCCCUUGGACAAUGCAUUUUCAGGGGCUAGAUUUUAUCCGCUAUGUGGUUCACGCCGCUCAUGGCGCUACUGUGCCGAUAGCGGUGCAUCUGGAUCACUGUAUCAAGCCUGAUGAUGUUGAAUUGGCCCUAACCCUUCCAUUUGACUCCAUCAUGGUGGAUGCGUCGACUCUUGACGAGGAGGCGAAUAUCGAGUACUGUAAAGAAAUUGUGGCCAAGGCGCGUGCGGUCAAUAUCACUAUUGAGGCGGAGAUGGGCCGUAUCGAGGGUGGCGAGGACGGCUUGCCCACGGUGGACAUGGAUGCUGUUCUGACGCGGCCCGAAGAAGCUGAAGAUUUCGUACGAAGAACCGGAGUCCACUACCUUGCUCCAUCAUUUGGAAAUAUACACGGGGGUUACCCCGAAGGCGGGGCAGAGAAAUCAUGGGACCUUCCUCGACUUGCAUCCAUUGGGAAAUUAAUUGCUAGCCAAACCCCCAUCGCCCUUCACGGAACGCACCCCGUCUCAGACGAACUUUUUCAACGUACCAUCCCAUAUGGAGUUCGGAAGAUCAAUCUCAACCGUACUGUCAGGGAUGACUACACUCGGUUCAUUGCCGAGAAUGCCGGGUCUAUGGAAUUAACCGUUCUUUCCAUGCAGGGCGUGGAGGUGUAUGCGCAGUCGGUGGAGCGCAUGAUGGAUGUACUUGGGUCGUCGGGGAGGUACUAG
Molecule: messenger RNA, 876 nt
Organism: Aspergillus tubingensis
Lineage: Eukaryota; Fungi; Ascomycota; Eurotiomycetes; Eurotiales; Aspergillaceae
Product: class II fructose-bisphosphate aldolase
Exons: 3
Coding region: 1-876 (291 amino acids)
Biological process (GO): carbohydrate metabolic process
Molecular function (GO): zinc ion binding; aldehyde-lyase activity
Source: RefSeq, a predicted model, not a curated record